Messenger RNA from Molossus molossus (Pallas's mastiff bat), 1122 nucleotides. It is a transcript of the gene FOXI1, whose product is annotated as forkhead box I1. The transcript has 2 exons. Gene Ontology annotation, biological process: cell differentiation; regulation of transcription by RNA polymerase II; anatomical structure morphogenesis. The record is from RefSeq and is a predicted model, not a curated record. Lineage: Eukaryota; Metazoa; Chordata; Mammalia; Chiroptera; Molossidae. Gene Ontology annotation, molecular function: RNA polymerase II cis-regulatory region sequence-specific DNA binding; DNA-binding transcription factor activity, RNA polymerase II-specific. Bases 1 to 1122 code for a protein of 373 amino acids.
AUGAGCUCCUUCGACCUCCCGGUGCCCUCGCCCCCGCGCUGCAGCCCCCAGUUCCCCAGCAUCGGCCAGGAGCCUCCGGAGGUGAACCUCUACUAUGAGAAUUUCUUCCACCCACAGGGCAUGCCCAGCCCUCAGCGGCCCCCGUCCUUCGAGGGCGGUGGCGAGUACGGGGCCACCCCCAACCCCUAUCUCUGGCUCAACGGGCAGGCCAUGACCCCGCAGCCCUACCUGCCGGGCCCCAGCGCCAGCCCGUUCCUGCCCCAGGCCUACGGGGUGCAGAGGCAGCUGCUGCCCGGCAUGUCCGGGAUGGGGGGCGGCGACCUGGGCUGGCUGCCCAUCCCGUCGCAGGAGGAGCUGAUGAAGCUGGUGCGGCCCCCCUACUCCUACUCGGCCCUCAUCGCCAUGGCCAUCCACGGGGCGCCCGACAAGCGCCUCACCCUCAGCCAGAUCUACCAGUACGUGGCCGACAACUUCCCCUUCUACAACAAGAGCAAGGCGGGCUGGCAGAACUCCAUCCGCCACAACCUGUCGCUCAACGACUGCUUCAAGAAGGUGCCCCGGGACGAGGACGACCCAGGCAAAGGGAACUACUGGACCCUGGACCCCAACUGCGAGAAGAUGUUCGACAAUGGCAACUUCCGCAGGAAGAGGAAGAGGAAAGCGGACGUCGCGUCCAGCGCGGGCUCCUUGGCCCCCGAGAAGACGGACAGCGGGCUCCUGGCGGGCAGCCCCAAGACCGCCGACCCCCAGGACCUCCUGGACAGCACCUCCCCGGGCGCCAGCAGCUCCCCGGAGCAGCGGCCGUCGCCUGCCCCGUGCCUCGGCGGCUUCCUCUCCACCAUGACGGCCUACGUGAGCGGGCCGAGCCCCGGGAGCCGGCCUGGGCCCGCGGGACUGAGCCCUGAGCCCGCCGACAAGACGGGGCAGAACGUGGUGAACUUCAACUCCUACACCCCACUCACCAACCUCGGCGGCCACGGGGCCGAGGGCGAGUGGGCCAACCCCAUGCCCGCCAACACUCUGGGCUACGGAGGGUCUGUCCUCAACCAGUUCAGCCCUCAUUUCUACAACAGCAUCAACGCGAACAGCGCCCUCUACCCCAGGGAGGGCACCGAGGUCUAG